AUGACGGCUACAGAAUGGACCGAAAACUUACCAACCAACCAUGUAAUGAUGCGUCUUAUUGAUUAUGAAUCAAACAAGACAAUAGGCAAUGAAAUAUUGUGUGAUCCUUGCAAAUUUGCCAAUGAAAAAACUAAAGUGAAAGUUCAUUGUCACGAGUGCAAGGAAUAUUUUUGUGAACAAUGCCUCAGUUACUUGCAUAAACGGAAAAGAGAUAACAAUACACAUACCAUUACAACAAUUUCUGAAGACAUGCCAUUUAAACCUUUUGAAGUUGAUGAACUGUGUCCUGUUCAUUCAGGCAAAGUUUUGGAAGCAUAUUGCUUUGAUCACGGAAUUCUUUGUUGUAGCCUUUGUUUCAUGACAAAUCAUAGAAAAUGUGAUGUCAGGUCUUUGGAUGAAAUAGCAAAUGAUAAGAAAGAGAAUCUUAAUAUGGGUGACUUUAUUUCAAAAUUGGUUGAGACAGAGCAAAGCACAGAAUCCUUAAUAAAGGAUAAAAAUGAAAAAAUUGCACAACUAGACAACAACAAAGAGGAAGUUUUGCAGACAGUUAAUGGUAUUCUUUGUGAAACAAAAUCACAUUUAGAUAGUCUCUAUGAAGAAUUUAAAAAAUCAACUGAAAAAACAUUUUUAAAUUCAGAAGAAUAUCAAAAGGAUUAUGUUGAGUGGCUUGUUGGCUUUCAAAAAACAUUAAUUAAUUGUAGAAGAAUGGCAAACGCAGUUAGAGAACAUGGCAGUGGAAAACAAAUAUUUGUAACCAAAGAAAGAUUGAAAUUUUCUUUAGAGAAACACUUCCAAAGAAUGACCCUGUCGAUGCACUAUUCGGGAUAUGAUGAGCAAUAUGAAGCUGGUAUUGAAGAGGAGUUGAGUGAAUUACAGCAGUGGUCAAAACUUGCUUCUUUGAAAGGAAAGAGAUCGGGCAAAUAUGCUUUGAGAAACUUUGAGAAAACUGUUAGCUGUUUAACCGAGCGUUGUAACAAAUUUCUUUGUACUAUUCCAGUCCAAGAUGUUUCUUUUCCCCAGGUCAGUGUUCCAUUCCAAUUUCUAGGAAAAAUUUGGAGAAUUAAAUGUACAAAGGAUGGUAAUUCCGUAGGAAUAUAUUUGGGGUUGAUUUCAGGAGACAAAUCUGAUUGGACGUAUGAUAUAUCAACGGAACUGCGCAUUUUACAUACAUCUGACAAUAUGAAAGACAAAGUUAAACACCUUAAUCCACACAAGUUUUCUGAUGCAGAGCCAGGCUGGGGAUUUAAAUCCUUCAUAGGCUGGAUAUCCCUUACAUCAGAGAGCAAUGGAUACAUUUCCAAUGGUUUGAUGAAGAUACAAGUAAAAUUAACUCAACUGUAA
Molecule: messenger RNA, 1341 nt
Organism: Saccostrea cuccullata (small rock oyster)
Lineage: Eukaryota; Metazoa; Mollusca; Bivalvia; Ostreida; Ostreidae
Product: E3 ubiquitin-protein ligase TRIM45-like
Exons: 1
Coding region: 1-1341 (446 amino acids)
Molecular function (GO): zinc ion binding; protein binding
Source: RefSeq, a predicted model, not a curated record